Molecule: messenger RNA, 1388 nt
Organism: Fonticula alba
Lineage: Eukaryota; Rotosphaerida; Fonticulaceae
Exons: 4
Coding region: 123-1310 (395 amino acids)
Biological process (GO): activation of GTPase activity
Molecular function (GO): GTPase activator activity
Source: RefSeq, a predicted model, not a curated record
GCCCCCCCCCCCCCCCCCCCCCCCCCCCCCCCCCCCCCCCCCCCCCCCCCCCCCCCCCCCCCCCUUCCCCUCUCCCGCGCUCCCCCGACCUCCCCUCCUCGCCUUCAGCUCGCCCAUGCAUCAUGGCCAGCACCCUUGAGGAUGUUCGUGACGCUCUCAGCCACGAGGUGGCCGUCUCACUAGAACUUCUCUCGGACAUGGCCCUACAUGGUUUGCCAUCUGAUGCGCGUGGCGAGGUCUGGCGCUAUCUGCUCCAUGUGCAAAAUCCGGACAAGUCCCGUGAGCUUGCCUCUGCCGUCGGUAGACAGUACCUGUACCAGCUGCUUCCCAAGCAGCUGGCCGAUCCGCUGGUUGUGCCUCGCAUGCGGAGAGAUAUUCGCACCCACCUGCAAUCUUGCCUCCCCUUGCAGACGGUCAUCGAGCCGGUGGCCUUCCUGCUCGAAAGGGUGCUCAGCACCUACCUCCUGAACAAUCCCGACAUCGUCUAUUCCGCCAGCCUGGUGCUCAUUUGCACGCCCUUCCUGGCCACACAGGAGGCCGAAGUCGAUGUGUACUGCUGCUUUGAGCAGCUAAUGUGCCGGCCGGAGGUUCGGGAUCUUCAUGUUUUUUCUCGCGGAAUGCCCGCCGCGCUGGCCAUCCCCGGGGGCUAUUCCGACUCGUCGGUGGCCCCAUUGGCCGCUGGUCCGCCUGGCACCCCAACUCCCUCCAUCUCGGAUUUGGUGCUGUCCCUAAAGCGACUCAACACCACUCACGCUGGGCCGCCAUCGCCACCGCCAUCGUCUCUGCUGCCACUUCCACCAGACGACACUGGCGAUGCUGGCGAUGUGUCUCCUUGCCAAGGUGACGGCUGCACCGCCAGCAGUGGCGAACAUAGUGCCAGCAGCAGCAGCAGCAACACCAACAACAGCAACGGCGCCCGGACUUCCUCCAUCCAUCCGGCACAGGCCAACCUGUCGCGCUUCAUCCUGCUCCUACGCGUGGUCCUGCCAGACCUGUAUGCCCUGUUUGACGAGGUGGAAAUCGACUCGCGAGCCUGGGCCGCCGGGUGGCUGAGCCACCUGCUUGCUGGGGAACUGCCCCUGGCCAGCCUCUUGCGCCUGUGGGACAGCUACUUCGCCUCGCCCGAGGGGGUGUCCCUCCAUCCGUAUGUGUGUGUGGCCAUCCUCCGGCAGUUCCAGGACGAGCUGGACGAGCUCGAUCGGCAUGAGCUCCUGAGCUUCCUUCGAUGCCUGCCACACUUGGACAUGGAGCAGAUCCUCGCCGAUGCCCACAGCAUCCGGCUGGAGGUGUCCGAGAUGAAUAUCAUGUGAUAUCUUGAAUUGAAGUGUCAUGUGGAUGUCGAGAAAGGCAUGCCAAUGUACUGGACCGUUAGUGCUGGUCCGCAUGCA